ACUGUUUGUUCAAUAAGUAUCGUGAAGCGUCGAAAUGAAUCGAAAGCCUAAAGAUCCUCCCAAAGCAGUUUUUAAAUAUAGGCGGAUAUCAAUUUGCGAGUUGGAAAAACCAAAAGCGGGAGUGUUGAAAGACUGGAUCGAAGAGCUAGAUGCAGUGGAAGAAAGGAUAAAGCAUUUCGUCAGUUUAGAUAUGGGCCGUAUAAGGACUAUCUGCGACGAUGUAAACGAAUAUGAGCGGGUGUGUAAUGCUUUAGAGUUGGAGAUUCCGCGAGGGGAGCUCGGUCCAACCAUGGACUAUUCUCUUCAUAAUUUUCCAAUCAUUGGAAAAAGAAAAACUGCUCAUAAAAAACGCGCUGUACACGGAAAAAAACACAUCGAGGAAUCAGAAGAAGGAUCUUCAAAGAUAACAAUUUCCAGCGAGAUAGGAGAUGCCGAGUUCAGGAAGACUCUCUUCGAAUCCGCCAUGGUCAGAGCAUCCACAAAGAAAUCACACGUCUCACCUUACAGGGCUAAUUGGUCUGAAGAAAGCAUUGAUGAAUGCGUUGAAUAUAAAUCGGAACCCACGGAAUCUUCUUCAGUUCAAAGCCUGGAGACUAUUGGAUAUCUCAGCGAAGAUCUUUUCGUCAAUCCGGCAAAAUCACAGAACACGGAGCUUCUUGAGCCUCUGGAAGAAGCGAAGAGUCCUUAUCAAAAGUUCUUCUCAAGGUCAGUGAAGGAGGUGCGCGAGCACGUCGAUCGGUUAAGGAAGAAGAAGUUUCACACACUAUCAGAAAAGUGCAUUGAAGAUUUCGUUAAAUAUCUCGAUGAAAACGACCUCCGUUCUCCUAAGAUCACAUCUGAAACACUCAACAAGUUAUUCACUAUAGAUGUCGCUACUCCAGCUGAGAAAGCGUUCACCUUAGAUCCGAAAGAACUACCUUCGGUGCCCAAAGAGAUAGCAGAGUUGUAUAACGAACCACAUUCUUCGAAGCGUGCAGCACUGCACCAGCAGAUAAUGUGGGACAUCAUAUAUGAAAAAGGGAAAGAACGGAAGUUGGCGUUCGGUUCUCUGCUGCCAAAGGUGAGGAAACCCUGGAACAAAAACACCAAAGAGCGAUGGUUCCAACCUCCUGGCCUCGAUUGGGAUGCCAUCACCGGCAAGGAUCUUUGGAAGGAUCUCCUUCACACUGAAAUUUUGGAAGAUUUCGGCAAAUGGCUUUUGGAAAAUCCGGAGUAUCCUAAACCGGAUUAUCUAGUCGAUAUAGGAUUUUUCGAACACCUCAAAGAAAAACAAAUCAGUGAUGCAGAAAGGGUUAGUAUGCCGGUCCGUAACGAGGAGCAUUUCCUGGCCAUUAUGCAGAAGAUGAAUCGCCCGCUGAGCCUCGACUUGGACGAAGAAAGGUUCAAGAUGCUGCCGAGGUACGAUGAGCUGAAAGAGCAGGCAUUGGACCGGGUCAUCACUCAAGAAGGCAUUGAAGAAUUCGAUGGCAAAGCGUUCCUCGCCUCUUUGCAGCAAUGAUUCGACAGUUCGGAGACAAAAAUAAAUAUAGAAGUUUUAAAGAGUAAAUUAAAAUUCAAAC
Molecule: messenger RNA, 1559 nt
Organism: Nezara viridula (southern green stink bug)
Lineage: Eukaryota; Metazoa; Arthropoda; Insecta; Hemiptera; Pentatomidae
Source: the annotation of a GenBank genome assembly